UAACACAACAUUCCUAAUUUGCAUUCAAAUCAAUUUUUUGGCAUAAGGAUAUGAAUGAUCUGAAAAACUAUAUUAUGACUUUGAAAUUGCUUCAAAUUUAAAAUUUCUAGAGAAAAAUCUUGAUUCAUAGGCUUGAAUGCGGUUUUUGGAUUAUGUGGUGCACACAACAGCUGAUGUGAUGGCUGUCGACAACAAAGCAAUUCCAAACUAAUACACUGAAAUGUCUAAAAUGAAGAUUAGAAUGAGAAUAAUCAAUGUGAAUAAAGUGUGUAGGACCUGUUUAAGUGAACGGGGCCAUUUAAGGGAGAUUUUCCCGACAAAGUUGCCAAAAAUGAUGGAAAAUUGUGCUUCAAUACAGGUAUGUGAGGAUGACGAGCUUCCACCCCACGUUUGCAUCACAUGUUUUCAUUUAAUUGCAAAGUUUUACACAUUUAAGAAGAAAAUGGAACGGAGCGAUAGGAUUUUAAGGACGUACCUAAAACAGAAUAAAAUGAAACAAAAGGAUAUCCUAGACAUAGCGAUCAGCGAAGCCCAGAUUGAACAAUCUAACAAUGAAGAUUUUGGCGAAGUUAGUGAAGAAGACAUUCCAUUAAGCAAGCGUCAAGUGAAGAAAAGUGCGCGUUUGAUGAGGAAAAGUAAAGUCAAAGCUAACAAAAUGAUCGACGACUUUAUCAAAGACGACAAAGGCAAUGUCAUCUCGGAAGAAAGCGAGUAUUCCAUCGAGUUUGUUAAAGUGGAGGAAGACCAGCAGCAAGCCCUAUCAAGUUUCCCCGACGGUCCUCCACCUCUAGUCCCCUUAGAACCCACCAAAAGAGCCGACAAUAACGAAGCUCCAGUCAUGAAAACUCUACCAGAGGACCCUCCGCCCCUAAUCCCCAUCAAACCAAUCCUAAUCCCCGAUAAAAUCCUAUCAAACGUCAUCGACCCCCUCGAAAUAACCGUCAACUGUACCAGUUGUAACCAACAGUUCAACUCCUUAUCCGCAUUGAAAGACCACAAACUGAACGAUUGCAAGCAAAAGAACCUCAAGUGCAACAUAUGUCGUAAAGAAUUCAAAGAACGCAAACGUCUAAUUGGCCAUUUGAAAGGUCACAUGGUCGCUAAAGAUUACGGUUGCAAAAUCUGCGGGAAACGUUACCCUAAUCCCAGCACAUUUCGAGUCCACAUGCGCACACAUACGGGAGAAAGACCCUUCAAAUGCCAAAUCUGCAACAAGGGUUUUGUCCGGUGGGCCGGCGUCGUAGGGCAUAUGCGGACCCAUCAAUCCCACAAACCCUACAAGUGUGACACUUGCGGCAAGGGUUUCAAAAUUUCAUCAAACUUAGAACGCCACAAGGUUCUACAUGCGGAAAGUCUGCCCUACUGUUGCAAUUAUUGCGGGAAAACGUUUAGUCAGUCUGAUAAUUUGCAAUUACAUAUUCGGACCUACCAUACGAACGAACGGCCCUACCUUUGCAACGAGUGCGGAAAAGGAUUUGUGAGCUCUACAAGGUUGAACAGACACAUGUGGGUGCAUACAGGGUACAAGCCUUAUCGUUGCAAAGCUUGUCCUAAGGCGUAUUCAAAUUCAAACGAUUUAAAAAACCACGAAAGAUACCAUUUGGGGAAUCCUAACGAAGGUGAUAAACCCUAUGUUUGUAAAGUCUGCGAGAUGAGGUUUUAUCAUCCUUGUAGACUGAAUAAACAUAUGAAAACUCACGAGAGGCCGUUUUCGUGCUCUAUUUGUUUCAAGAGUUUCAAUUCUAGUGCUUUAUUGACUAAACAUUUGACGGGGAAAAAAAGUGUACAUUUGGUGCAAAUGGAAGAGGUGCAGCAGGAUCACGAGGGUGUUAAUCAAUUUUUUUCGGAAUAUUGAACACAAAUCAAAGGAGAGAUCAAGGACAUUGAUUUUUUAAAUGGUUGCUACUACGUUGUAGUUUCGAUAACAUUCCAUAAAUCUGCUAAAUGGUACCGGUUUUAGAAACAAAUCAAGUAAUUAGAUGUAACACUAGCACACCCCCGCAGCGAUCAUAUUUUAAUAAGUAGCAUUUUUAGGCAAACUUUUACGAUUAUUGUAUAAAAUAGACUUUUAUAUUUCAAUUCGUCAAUAAACUGGAGGAAUUUUAAA
Messenger RNA from Tribolium madens (black flour beetle), 2107 nucleotides. RefSeq names its product zinc finger protein 2 homolog. Gene Ontology annotation, molecular function: RNA polymerase II transcription regulatory region sequence-specific DNA binding; zinc ion binding; DNA-binding transcription factor activity, RNA polymerase II-specific. The transcript has 2 exons. Gene Ontology annotation, cellular component: nucleus. Gene Ontology annotation, biological process: regulation of transcription by RNA polymerase II. The record is from RefSeq and is a predicted model, not a curated record. NCBI's taxonomy places the organism in Eukaryota, Metazoa, Arthropoda, Insecta, Coleoptera, Tenebrionidae. The coding region runs from base 221 to 1855 and encodes 544 amino acids.